This is a messenger RNA of Panthera uncia (snow leopard), 8585 nucleotides long. It is a transcript of the gene GOLGA3, whose product is annotated as golgin A3. Lineage: Eukaryota; Metazoa; Chordata; Mammalia; Carnivora; Felidae. The record is from RefSeq and is a predicted model, not a curated record. The transcript is spliced from 24 exons. Bases 494 to 5005 code for a protein of 1503 amino acids.
CGGUCGGAGGUUGUCUUGCAGAUCACGAACGUGUGUUUCCACAAGGGAGACAGCCCCAAACUCAACUCACUUUCUGAAACCUGCCUCGCGUCGGUUGUGAGUGGGCUCGAGUCCGACGCUGCGGUCGGGGCAGCCCGGCCCGAGGGCAGCUGUUGGCAAGUACGGGACGGUGUGUCUUCCGGAACGGAGGCGGCGGGCACAGGCUGUUUCCGGAGGGUCCUAGCCCGUCGCUGCGCCGCGCCCCGCCCCUCGCGCGGCCACGUCUCCGUCGGAGCAGCCCGGCUGGCGGCCGCCUAGGCUUCCGCAGCGCCGGGUAUCAUGAUGUUAUUGGGUUUGAUUUCAAGCCACUUAUGAGACUGGACGUCUUCCCAAAAUGGACGGCCUAGUGCGGGUCUUCCCAGGAGCCCCGGGCUGCUGCUAAUGGCCGAGACCGAACCCGCCCGCAGCCCGCUUGCAGCCCCCGAGUAUCGGUCCAGCCUGUGCCGUCCUGACCAUGGACAGAGUGCCGGCCGGAUCCAGCAGUGGCACCCCAGCUCACCCCGAGGCCCUCCCAGAGCCCCCAGGGUCACCGGUGCCACCUGACCAGUGGGCUGACGCCCCGUGUGCCAGUGUCGAGGCCCAUAGAGCCGCAGAUGGAGGGCGAGGCCCGGAUGGACCUGGCAAGGGGGACACCUGUCAGAACGGGCCGACGCCACUCUUCCCAGACCCUGCAUCGCCUCUUGGUCCCGCCACGAGCCCACUGGGUCCCGAGGCCUCUGCAGGUGUGGCUGAUUUCCAUGACAACCUAAGGAAGUCUCAGGGGACUGGUGCUGAGGGCAGUGUUAGAAAAGAAGCUUUGCAGUCCCUCAGACUCAGUCUUCCUAUGCAAGAAACACAACUGUGUUCAACAGAGGCUUCCCUGCCCCUGGAGAAGGAGGAGCAGGUCCGGCUUCAGGCUCGGAGACGGCUCGAAGAACAGCUCAAACAGUACCGGGUGAAGCGCCAGCAGGAAAGAUGCAGUCAGCCUGCGGCCAGAGCACGACUGUCCAGCACGCUCGACCCGGAGCUCAUGCUGAACCCGGAGGCCCUGCCCCGUGCCAGCCCGGUGGCUCUGACAAAGGAGUACUCCUUCCUGCGCACCAGUGUCCCCCGAGGGCCGAAGGUGGGCAGCCUGGGGCUCCUGGCGCAUCCCAAGGGGAAAAGAAGUUCCAAACCAAGCAAAAUCCGGUCUCUGGCCGAUUACAAAACCGAAGACGACUCCAGUGCCGGGAGCUGUGGUGGGAACGCUCCGGCCGCAGACGCUGCCGGGGGCGCCCUGAGGCAGAGCCGGAGCAGCGUGACGUCAGUAGUGUCCGAGGUCAGCCCGUGUCCUGAGGCCGAGGACCGCCUGGAGAACGCGUCCCUGACGGGCGACAACACGUCCGAGGCUGACGGGAACGAGAGCGACAGCUCCUCCCUCAGCAGCGUGUCUACCCGUGGGACGCGCGGGCUUCUGGCGGACCCCGUGGGCACUCGCGACGCUUCCUAUGUGGUCAACGGCCGGGAGAUCGCCGCCGCCGCCCUGGGCCAGUUCCCCUCCAUCACGGAUGUCCUCCAGGCUGCGGCGGCCGAGCACCAGGACCAGGGACGGGAGGUCAACGGGGAGACGCGGAGCCGGACAGACAGCAUCUGCAGCAGCGUGUCCCUGGAAAGCUCCGCCGCGGAGAGCCACGACGCGGUGCUGCAGGCCCUGAAAGACAAGAUGAGACUCGAGGGUCAGCUGGAGGCGUUGUCUUUAGAGGCCAGUCAGGCACUUAAAGAGAAGGCGGAGCUCCAGGCGCAGCUGGCCGCCCUGAGCACGAGGCUGCAGGCACAGGUGGAGCAGAGCCACAGCAGCCAGCAGAAGCAGGACUCGCUCAGUUCGGAGGUGGACACCUUGAAGCAGUCUUGCUGGGACCUGGAGCGAGCAAUGACUGACCUGCAGAACAUGCUGGAAGCCAAGAACGCCAGCCUGGCAUCGUCCAACAGCGACCUGCAGCUGGCCGAGGAGCAGUACCAGCGACUCGUGGCCAAGGUGGAAGAGAUGCAGAGGAGCAUCCUCAGCAAGGACAACACAGUGCACGACCUGCGACAGCAGAUGACGGGCCUGCAGAGCCAGCUACAGCAGGUGCAGCUGGAGCGGACCACGCUGAGCAGCAAGUUGAAGGCGUCCCAGGCCGAGAUCGCGUCUCUGCAGCACGUGCGGCAGUGGUACCAGCAGCAGCUCGCCCUGGCGCAGGAGGCCCGGGUCCGACUGCAGGGCGAGAUGGCCCACAUCCAGGUUGGACAGAUGACCCAGGCAGGCCUCCUGGAGCACCUGAAACUUGAGAACGUGUCCCUGUCCCACCAGCUGACGGAAACCCAGCACAGAUCCAUCAAGGAGAAGGAGCGCAUUGCCAUCCAGCUCCAGGGCAUCGAGGCCGACAUGUUGGACCAGGAGGCUGCCUUUGCGCAGAUCCAAGAGGCCAAGACGAUGGUGGAGGAGGAUCUGCAGCGGAGGCUGGAGGAGUUCGAGGGCGAGAAGGAGCAGCUGCAGAAGGUGGCGGCCGCGGCCGCGUCCCUCGAGCAGCAGCUGGAGCAGGUGAAGCUGGCGCUGCAGCAGCGAGACCAGCAGCUUGAGGCCCUGCGGCAGGAGCACCUCGACCUGCUGAAGCAGCUCACCUGUGCGCAGGAGGCGCUGCAGGCCCGGGAGCGCGCCCUGGGUGACGUGCAGGUGCGCUACGACGAGCUGCAGGCCCGGCUGGAGGAGCUGCAGGAGGAGGCCGCCUCCAGGGACGACGCGAUCCGCUCCCUGCAGAACGAGAAGAUGGUCUUAGAGGUGGCCCUGCAGGCGGCCCGGAGCGGCGGGGAGGGGCUGGACAGGGGAGCGCAGCGCCUGGCAGAGGGCGCCGAGGAGACGUCGCAGGUUCUGGAGCAGCUGAGACAGGAGUUGGCCGUCAAGUCCAGCCAGGUGGGGCACCUGCAGCAGGAAGCUGCCACUCUGAGGAAGCAGACGCAGAAAGUCAAGGAGCAGUUUCUUCAACAAAAGGUGAUGGUGGAGGCCUACCGGCGGGAUGCCACCUCCAAGGACCAGCUCAUUGGUGAGCUCAAGGCCACGAAGAAGAGGCUGGACUCGGAGCUGAAGGAGCUGAGGCAAGAGUUAAUUAAAGUUCAAGGGGAGAAGAAGUCCGUGGACGUGGAGCAUGUGCGCCUGCAGAAGGAAGCGUCCCACGUCCGUCAGCAGAUGGCCGACCUCGAGGGGCAUCUGCAGGCGGUGCAGAGGGAGCGCGACGAGAUGGAGACGCACUUACAGUCUUUGCAGUUUGAUAAAGAGCAGAUCGUAGCUCUUACGGAGGCCAACGAGGUGCUCAAGAAGCAAAUUGAGGAGCUCCAGCAAGAAGCCACCAAGGCCAUCAUGGAACAGAAGCAGAGGAUGAAGCGGCUGGGCUCAGACCUGAGCAGCGCCCAGAAGGAGAUGAAGACCAAGCACAAGGCUUAUGAGAGCGCUGUGGGCAUCCUGAGCCGCCGCCUGCAGGAGGCCCUCGCGGCCAAGGAGUCGGCAGAGGCGGAGCUGAGCCAGCUGAGAGCCCAGGGCUCUGGCGGCGGCAGCGACCUCACUCUGCAAGAGAGGGUCCAGGCUCUGGAGGCAGAGCUGCAGGCCGUCGGCCACAGCAAGACGAUGCUGGAGAAGGAGCUCCAGGAGAUCAUCUCACUGACCAGCCAGGAGUUGGAGGAGUACCGGGAGAAGGUGCUGGAGCUGGAGGAUGAGCUGCAAGAGUCCAGAGGCUUCAGGAGGAAGAUAAAGCGCCUGGAGGAGUUGAAUAAGAAGUUGGCCCUUGAGCUGGAGCACGAAAGAGGGAAGCUUACGGGCCUGGGGCAGUCCAACGCGGCCCUGCGGGAACACAACAGCAUCUUAGAAACCGCGUUAGCCAAGAGGGAGGCCGACCUGGUCCAGCUGAACCUCCAGGUACAGGCGGUCUUGCAGCGGAAGGAGGAGGAGGACCGCCAGACGAAGCAGCUCGUCCACGCCUUAGAAGCCGCGCUGGAGCAGGAGAAGGCCAAAGUGCACAGCCUCAAGGAACAGGUUGCUGCAGCCAAGGCGGAGGCAGGACAUAACCGCCGCCACUUCAAGGCCGCCACCUUGGAGCUGAGUGAGGUGAAGAAGGAGCUUCAGGCCAAGGAGCACCUGGUGCAGAAGCUGCAGGCCGAGGCCGAAGGUCUUCAGGUCCAAGAGGGGAAACACUCCCAGGAAAUAGGACUGUUCCAGGCGGAGCUGGAGGAGGCCCGGACCCAGCUCCAGCUCCUGCAGAAGCAGCUGGACGAGCAGCUGAACAGACAGCCUGCGGGAAACCAAGAGAUGGAAAACCUCAAAUGGGAGGUGGAUCAGAAAGAAAGAGAAAUCCAGUCCUUGAAGCAGCAGCUGGACUUGACUGAACAGCAGAGUAAAAAGGAACUGGAUGGAAUACAGCACUUACUGCAGAAUAUCAAAGCUGAGUUGGAGACGGUGCGAGAAGAUCUGUCCCUGACCCAGAAAGAUAAAUUUAUGCUGCAAGCUAAAGUGUCCGAGCUGAAGAACAACAUGAAGACUCUGCUCCAGCAAAACCAGCAGCUCAGGCUGGACCUGCGGCGUGGCGCGGCCAAGACGAGAAAGGAACUGAAAGGCGAGGCCGGCUCUUCGGGCCCCGUGACGCCGGUGAAGAUCCCCGACUGUCCCGUCCCGGCCUCCCUGCUGGAGGAGCUGCUGAGGCCCCCGCCUGCCGUGAGCAAGGAGCCCCUCAAGAACCUCAACAGCUGUCUCCAGCAGCUGAAGCAGGAGAUGGACAGCCUUCAGCGCCAGAUGGAAGCGCACACCGUUACCGUGCACGAGUCGCUGUCCUCGUGGACUCAGGGGGACCCCUCUGCCAGCCCAGCUCCCCUGGGAGAUCAUGCCAACCCCCGGGGAGACACGGAGCAACUCGGCCAGUGCAGGGUCUCCAGAGAGGAGCUUGGAACAGCGGCUGCCGAGCGUCCACAGUCCGAGUGCGUGUGACCGCCCAAAGGAAUAUUCUUUUGUCAAGGUUAUUUAUUUGACUGUUUGCUCUGUUUUUCUAAGGGAUGAGGUUUAAAUUUUGCAUUUGCCUUUACAAGGAGUAAAAGGACAGAACGAGAGCUGAGGACUAGAGAAAUAGUCAUUUGCAAAUCACAACUAGCUUUUCCCACGAAAUGACCAAGUCUUAACAACAUAACCUAGAUCUCAGCAAGAAGGUUUUGGAUGUGUCCGAAGGGAAUCUCUCACGAGUGACCAUAGAUGCUGCUGUCUGAGCACUGGCAGUGCUGCGUGGCCGGGUCCCAUUUCUCUCUUUCCUGCCCAAUUCAGUAAGAGCUUUACCUCUCUACAGAAACGAAAGUUUAUUUGCACCUUUGGUUUUUAUUUUAUUUUUAAUGGCUGUCUCACCAUAGGAUGUGUAUAUAAAUACUGAAAAUCAAUCUAAUCUUUAAAAAGGAUGUCUGUAUUAUUUAAGAAUGACCUGAAUUGUCUUUUUGUUGAUUGCCUUUUGAAAAUGUGCUGUCAGGAAUUAAUGCACACGUAGGGUUUAGGGACGUCAGUCAGAAAAUUAUAUUUUAAGAAAUCAUUAUUUUAUUUACUGUUCUAAAACCAAAUAUUCUUAGACAGAAAAGGGUCUUUAUUUUAGUUUCACUUUAUUUUUGAGGGCCUUGUCGUAAGUGCACAACACCCCCUGCCAUCCAACCCUUGGCCCGGCACGACCUCACUCGCCUUAGCUGACCCCAGUCACUAUGCGCCGGCCUGACGUGUGAGAUGCUCGGGGAGAGGUUCCAGGAGAGGAGGGGAGGAGGGCCAGGGCUCCAAACCCAGGCUUCCGCAGGCCACCACCCCCCCCCAACCCCACGCCUGCACGAAAAUGUCCGGCAGAGCCUGUGUGGUCAUCAGAGGACACGCCGGACUCUUCAGAAAGUUUGGAAGGUCCUGCAGCCUCUCCGCUGGAGACACUGAGGUUUCUAGAAGGGGCAGGUCAGCUCCGUGGGGAGGCGGUGGUGGUGGCCUCCCCGGCUGUCCUGUAGGGGAGGAGCUGGAUUUGGAGCUCCCUGAGCGUGGGAGGUUGCUCGUGGACAUUUCUCCACCUGAAACACAGAGGCGCUGCAGAAACUGACUGGCCGCGAGCCCUGACGUCUGUAACUUUGUCCCCUACUUGGCUGAGAAAUCUAAACUAACCCUCACUGUUGUGAGUUAGAGCAGAGAGGCCUCCGGUGCGGAUCUGCUGGUCUGGAGAUGAACUUGGAGGGGUUACUGAUGGGGCCACAUCCGCCUGUGUCGACUCACUACUUUUGUCUCUCUUGAGGAGAAAACAGUUUGGUAUUUGAAAGCUGUUUGUGUUCUCUCACGAGAUGCUGUUAGAAGGUUCACUGAUAAAGUAGCGUUAACCACAAAGAGGUUUAGUGUUUAAAAAAAUUCCCUAGCGACUCUUGGGACUUCUGAAGCUCGUAUAUCACUUGUACAGGGUUAAUCUUAAAGUAAUACUUGAAGACUUCAUUAUAAAUAUGUCCUAUUUUUCAUCUUGAGUUGGAAACCGUUUUUGACAAAAUUGUUUUUGUACCAUUAGAGAAGAAAAAAAUCAUAAUUUACCUUCUUAUUUAUUUGGGGUGUAUUAGCCUCAGUUUUAAUUUUAAAACCAGCACGUGACACUCAGCCUCCUGCCGUGGCUGCUUCCUCACUGCUGCGUGCCGGCGGCCCCCCGGGGACGGUCACUGCGCGUCUUCUCUUAGGAAAGGGUCAGCUGGUUGUGAGCAAGUCUCUGUUCCUCACCUCCUUUCCUUCAUGUCUUACCCUCUGUGUGCCGUGUGCCUGCGUGUGCGCCUGCACGCGCACAUGCACGUGCGUGUGGCUGUGCCUACGUGUGUAUGUGCACGUGGGUGUGUGUGCGCGCCACUGUGUGUGCAUGUGCACGUGCGAGUGGACCUGUGUGGGUAUGCACAUGUGCGCGUGGGUGUGCCUACGUGUGUAUGUGCAUGUGUAUCUGUGUGUGUGUGUGUCCGAGUGUGCGUGCGCAUGUGCCAGUGUGUGCCUGGGUAUGCGCGUGUGCCUGUCAUUGUGUGUGCGUGCCUGCCUGUGUGUGUGCGUGUGUGCACGUGCUCGUGCCUGCGUGUGUGUGCUUGUGCGUGUGUGAGUGCCUGUGCGUGAGUGUGCGCCUGUGUAUGUGUAUGCCUGUGCUCAUGCCUGUAUGUGCCUGUGUGUGUGCGUGUGAGUGUGCCUGUGCGUGUGAGUAUGCGCCUGUGUGUGCGUGUGAGUGCGCCUGUGUGUAUACGUGUGUGCGUGUGUAUGCAUGCAUGUGCUCGUGCCUGCGUGUGUGUACGUGUGUACACGUGCUCCUGUGGCGAUGGCAGCAGCGCCUCCUGGUUUCCUGACGUCACCCUGUGCCUUUGUUGUCACCCUCUCCGGUUCCCGAACGCCCUGGCUGUCCCACCCGCCGUGCUGUUUCCCGUGUGGCCACAGCCCCGGAUCUGGGGCCUUUCAGUCCAGCCUUUUGUUAGGCUUCCUUAACCAGCCACCUGAGAGAGAAAACUGGACUUGGAGGCCACCUGCUCCUGAUCUGUUGAGGGUUUGUUGUUGUUUUUAGCCUCCGAGGGCCUCGACUGCUACCUCCCAGAGCCAGAGUCUGCAGUGAGUAUCAUUUGAAACGUUCUCCUGUUGUGCAGAAGUGGGAAUUUGGAAUUUACUCCUGGAAAACAACGGUCCAGUCUGGAGUGCUUAGAAACCUAGGUUUGCUGUUACGUUAUGUUUGUGGAUAUUAUUCAUCCUGGGUCACGAAUACUGUAUGUCGUGUCCUCACUGCAGAGGACACUGGUUUGGACACUUCAUCGUGUCAUUUAUUUUUUUCUUACGUUCCAAAAAAAAUGUUACUGCGGCGUGGUUAUCUGAUCCACUGAUCUUUCUGUGGAACACGGGAUAGAUGCCAUUGGGUCUUAUGGAUUUAUAUGCUUUUGUUCUACUUUCUGGAAGGUCUAACAGGCAAAGUUCUGACAGGAUGUGAAACUGGCUUUUACUUGGCCUGGGGUCCAAGUAAUGGGACAGGCCUGCUAAGAAGAUUCUCACUAAACUCUUUCUCAGUUUACAGACUUUUCUUGGUGUAGAUGCUGCCGAAGCCAUGACAGGUGUUCCUACUCCCAUGAGUAACUUGUCACAUAGAAAUGACGUGUCCUGUGUAAAGAUUUCUAGUAGUGAAAGGGACCAGUGUAUCUGAAAGACACAUGUCCUGGAGCCUUCCGCAAGGACCCCUGUGACAUGUGAGACAUUCUGAGCCUUAUUCGAACAAGUUCACUGACACACGUUCCAGGCAAAUCUGGUUGUGUGAUGGUCUCAGGUUAUAAUAGGAUCCUGGAGGGUAACGUUUUAGAGGAUCUAGAAAACUUGGUGGCUUUAAGUUACUCAUUUCUGUUAAAAAUUUCCUCAUGAAAGGAUGUCCUCAGGUUGGGGCUGUUCAGGGGAAAGGUGUCACCGUGCACAACGAAUUGUAACUUUAAAAAGCAUGUUGAUUUUUUAUAAAUGUAAGUGUGCUGGGGAAUUCCUUAAAUUUUGUGCAAUAAACUAUUUUUUGUUAAAGAUUUUCACAUUU